This is a messenger RNA of Dermatophagoides pteronyssinus (European house dust mite), 715 nucleotides long. RefSeq lists its product as uncharacterized. The record is from RefSeq and is a predicted model, not a curated record. Lineage: Eukaryota; Metazoa; Arthropoda; Arachnida; Sarcoptiformes; Pyroglyphidae.
AUACACGACUUUUCUCACAUUCGAUUGUUGAUCAUCUUUAUAAAGACUUUUGGUUUUUCGUUUUGAAUGUUUUUUUUUGUUCGCGUUCGUUCAACCAAAAUUUAUCUAAAAAAAUGAUUAAUAUCAAGAUAAUAAUGUUAUUGGUGUUUUUAUCAUCAAUAAUUGAUGCAUUACCAUUGAUAAAAAAUCGUCGUGAAAUAUUUCUACCUGAUCAAUAUGAUACAUGGGGUGAUUAUUGUCGUAUGCGUGAUCCAUUUCAUCCAAAAUGUCGUGGUAUUUCUGUACAACGAUUAAUUGAUUUAUCAUUAGAACAAAUGGAUCCCGAACGACGUGAACAAUAUCGUGAAUUUCUUAUCAGCUAUAUUUUGAAUAAAAAUCCAAAUUUAAUAAAAAAAUUAUUAAAAAAUAAUGAUAUUAUUCAUCGAAUGUUGGUGAUGAACGAAAAUAUCGAACAAAAUGAAUCGAUUGUAUCGUCAACAUCAACGAAUAGUCCCGAUACAUUCGAUUUAUCGAAUGUUUAUGAUCGUAUCCGGAAUAAUCAUAAUGAGCAAAGCAUAAUUUUUGAUUAAUUUUUCUCCAAAUUUUUGAUUUAUUUAUUUUCAUCUAUUUCUAUACUGAUAUAAAACGAGAGAGAGCGAAAAAAUUGACAAAUUAUCAUCGAUAAAUCGAUGAUAAUAAUUUUUUCCUCUAAAAAAAUGUUUUUGAUUCAUUUUUU